This is a messenger RNA of Arxiozyma heterogenica, 615 nucleotides long. It is a transcript of the gene YPT35, whose product is annotated as Ypt35p. The record is from RefSeq and is a predicted model, not a curated record. The transcript has a single exon. Gene Ontology annotation, molecular function: phosphatidylinositol-3-phosphate binding. Bases 1 to 615 code for a protein of 204 amino acids. NCBI's taxonomy places the organism in Eukaryota, Fungi, Ascomycota, Saccharomycetes, Saccharomycetales, Saccharomycetaceae.
AUGUCCAAAAAAUUAAAUUUGUUACCACCAGAACCAAUACAGUUAUUAGAUGAUGAAACAAUUGAAGAUGAUAUCGGACUAAACAACAAUAAAGUUCUCAAUCCGAAUAAAAUAGUGAAUUAUGAAACGUAUAAUUGUAAAAUAAAUUCGAAUUAUGUAUUUUCAAAAGUCUUUGUGGGAAAUUCUACUUUAGUACGUGGGGAUAGAAAUGGAACUGAAUAUAUAGUCUGGAGAAUUACUUUAAUAUUAAAACCUCAAAGGGAACUUUCUAAUAAAAGAGAUAAUAUUGUUAUAGCUUCACCUCGGUUUGAUAUAUAUAAAAGAUAUUCAGAAUUUGAGAAAUUUAGAAAUGAUUUAAUUAGUCAUCUGAACUUAUUAAAGAAACAAGAUCUUCCAGAGAAUGUGAAAAGGAAAUUAAAUGAUGUAAUAAUUCCUAAAUUACCUCCUAAAGUUCCUUGGUAUAAUUUAUGGGAAUAUUAUGAAAUAAAUUUAGACCCCAAGUGGUUACUGAAAAGACGUAAAGGGUUGGAAUUUUUUUUAAAUUCUAUCUUCCUGAAUAAAGUUAUAGUUAAAUUAUGUAGAGAUAUUAUUAAAUCAUUUAUUCAAACUAUAUAA